This is a messenger RNA of Cantharellus anzutake, 390 nucleotides long. RefSeq lists its product as uncharacterized. The coding region runs from base 48 to 326 and encodes 92 amino acids. Lineage: Eukaryota; Fungi; Basidiomycota; Agaricomycetes; Cantharellales; Hydnaceae. The record is from RefSeq and is a predicted model, not a curated record. The transcript is spliced from 5 exons.
CCGCGAGCAACGAUCUUUCCUGCAGAAUGUGGGACGUUCGAAAACUUAUGUUAAUCGAAACUGGUGCACUUGUUGAGGGUGAUGAUGACGGCUCCAGCUCGCUUAAAGUGAAACCGCCUCCUGUCCUAGAAGCAAAUCAGGAGGCUGUCGCAGAUUUCCUUUCGUCAAAAUCUGGUCGGGGCUGUAUCCUCGGGCAAUUUGAGCAUAAACACAGUGGAGGAAAAAUAGUGACAACGUGGUAUGAUGAUAAUUUGACAAUUUGGAAUCUAGAUGCUUGGCUCUCAUCGGGGGAGAAAUUAAAGUCGGAUCGAUGGACCAUUCAUUAGAUAUCAUUGCGUACAACGGAGAGGAGAUCGGGAAGCUCGCCGAUCGCUCAAAGUGAUGACGUGG